AGCGCUAGCGGCGUAGGAAAGGAUUCACGCAGUAUGUCUACAGCCAUAUAAACAUAGAUAAUUGUAGCUCUUGAACGCGGUAACGAUUGGCAACGUCAAGACAUUUGCAAUGGGGGCACCGCACUGCUCGACCUUGUGCACGGGAGAGAGGGGAUUUUUCGGAUCUGGAGGGGGUGUAGUAGCGUCCACUGACUGAAGGCAAAUAUCCUUGAACUCCCUUGAUCCACCAGAAGCCACAAUCAGCAGCCUGGACGGAUACGUGCCAGAGAAGGCGUACUAGCCAUCAGGAAUAAAUUCUAUUUUUGCUUCAAGAACACAACAUGCCUUCCGACAUGAGCGCCUGCUCAUGUUCCCAGUUCCCACUAAAAAUACGCAAGGAGAGCAGCACAUCAGCAUUGCCUCGAGUUGAUAGAAGCCGUUCUGCACAUUGAAGAGCUCAGGUUGUUUUGAGGCCUGUCUGUCCCUGCUACGCUCAGCUGAUUCUAGCCUAUACUCAGAAGCCCUGGAGAUCAUAGAGGGAUCCCCUAAACCUUUCACACCACAGCCCUGCAGAACAGCGUCUGAAACCCCUCACUUCUUCAAACCUCUGCCCACUGGGAUAAAUGAGUAGACUGGCUGGAGAGGAUAGGGCUGGGAUAUAUACCAGAACCCAAAAAGAAUGUCCUGGUUCAGCGGCUUCCUAGUGGCCAGAGUGGACAACCGCAAGACCGCGUGGGGGGAGCGCAAUGGCAAGAAGUCCAAGCAGAAGGGAGGCUCAUCCCUCUGCAACCCGCAUUACAUGAGCUGCCUGAGGGACCCGGAUGCCAUGGAGCCCCCCUCUGGAGCCCCCCUCAACCCCCACCACUGUGGAGGGGGGGCCGGGGCAGCUGGCGGGGGGGGCAACUUCGGCGUGCGCUGCAUCUGGCAAGAGGACCACUACGGCAAACGGGGCGGCGCCACCGGGGAAGGGGUGGGGCUCAAAUCUGUCGACCUGGGCUUUGAGGACGGGGACCUGAAGGGGAGGAAGGUGGGGGGUGGCGGAGAGGGGGGUGACGAGGGUCUCAACGGGGAAGGGGGGGUGACGGCGGCAGACUGCUGGCUGCGGGUGGUGCGGGUGUUCCAGUCCAAGAAGUUCCAGUCUCAUAAGCUGGAGCUUCUCUACCAGCGCUACUUCUUCAGGCUCAACCAGAGCUCCCUCACCAUGCUGAUGGGGGUGCUGGUGAUCGUGUGCGGCGUGAUGCUGACCUUCCACUGUGUCCACGCGCCCCCGGACGUGGCCUACUCCUCGGCCCUCUCGGUGGCCAUGGCCCUGUUCAUGGCCCUCAUGGUUGUGUGUAACCGGAACGGCUUCCACCAGGACUACAUGUGGAUGGUGAGCUACCUGGUUAUCGGGGUCCUGUUGCUGGUGCAGGUGUUCGGGGUGCUGAUGGUGGCGCCUCGUAGCGCAUCUGAGGGCAUCUGGUGGUCUGUGUUCUUCAUCUACAUCAUCUACACGCUGCUGCCUGUCAGGAUGAGAGCAGCCGUGCUGAGCGGAGGGGUGCUCUCCACCAUUCACCUGGUCACCACCUGGCAGUUCAACCAGGAAGACAUGUUCCUCUGGAAACAGCUGAGUGCCAAUGUGCUGAUCUUCCUGUGCACUAACAUCAUUGGGAUCUGUACCCACUACCCUGCCGAGGUGUCUCAGAGACAGGCCUUCCAGGAGACCAGAGGAUACAUUCAGGCCAGACUGCACCUGCAGAGAGAGAACCAGCAGCAGGAACGCCUGUUGCUGUCUGUGUUGCCAAGGCAUGUUGCCAUGGAGAUGAAGGCUGACAUCAACGCUAAAAAGGAAGACAUGAUGUUCCAUAAGAUCUACAUCCAGAAACAUGACAACGUCAGUAUUCUGUUUGCGGACAUUGAGGGCUUCACCAGCUUGGCGUCUCAGUGUACGGCUCAGGAGUUGGUAAUGACACUCAAUGAGCUUUUCGCCCGCUUCGACAAACUAGCAUCGGAGAACCACUGUCUGCGUAUCAAGAUCCUGGGCGACUGUUACUACUGUGUGUCUGGGCUGCCUGAGCCCCGCGCUGACCACGCCCACUGCUGUGUGGAGAUGGGCGUCGACAUGAUAGAGGCCAUCUCGCUGGUGCGAGAGGUGACGGGGGUCAACGUGAACAUGCGUGUGGGCAUCCACAGUGGCCGUGUGCACUGUGGGGUGCUGGGACUCAGGAAGUGGCAGUUUGAUGUGUGGUCCAAUGAUGUCACACUAGCCAACCACAUGGAGGCUGGGGGCAAGGCAGGGAGGAUCCACAUCACCAAGGCAACUCUGCAGUAUCUGAAUGGGGAUUAUGAGGUGGAGCCGGGUAGAGGAGGGGAGAGGAACGCCUACCUGAAAGAGAACAGCAUCGAGACCUUCCUGGUGUUGGGUUGCAGCCAGAAAAGGAAAGACGAGAAGGCCAUGAUGGCCAAGAUGCAGAGGACGCGGUCCAACUCCAACGAGGGCCUGAUGCCUCGCUGGGUACCCGACACAAGGUUCUCCAGGUCCAAGGACUCCAAAGUCUUCAGACAGAUGGGGAUUGAUGAGUCGUCCAGCAAAGACAACCGUGGUGCACAGGAGGCAAUGAACCCUGAGGAUGAGGUGGAUGAGUUUCUGGGGAGAGCCAUUGACGCCCGCAGCAUCGACCAGCUGAGGAAGGACCACGUCAAGAAGUUCCUGCUCACCUUCCAGACCUCCAGCCUGGAGAAAAAGUAUUCGAAGAAGGUGGACGAUCGCUUUGGAGGUUACGUGGCUUGUACUCUCCUGGUCUUCUGUUUCAUCGCCUUCAUCCAGAUUGUCAUAUUUCCACACACCCCGGUCAUGCUGGGGAUCUACAUCAGUAUCUUCAUCAUCCUCACCAACAUCCUCUUCAUCUGUGCCAUAUAUUCCUGCGUUAAGCUGUUUCCAGCUGCGAUGCAGACAGUGUCAAAGAAGAUAGUCCAGUCUCGUACCAACAGCACUCUGAUGGGGGUGUUCACCAUCAUCCUCGUCUUCAUCUCUGCCUUUGUCAACAUGUUUGCCUGUGACACAGAGAGCUUGGUGGACUGUAUCUCCCGGGAGCUGAACACCUCUGUUGCCAUGGUGACGCCAUGUCUCAUCCGCAACCUGUCUGUGUCUGUAGACGGGGGUCUAGAGAUCUGUCCUAGCCAGGGCCCCUCAUGCCCCUUCCCAGAGUAUUUCAGCUACAGUGUGCUGCUGACCCUGCUGGCUUGUUCAGUGUUCCUCCAGAUCAGCAGUAUAGGGAAGCUGGCCCUCAUGCUGCUCAUCCAGUUUACCUUCCUGCUGCUGGUGGAGUGGCCACAGGUGGCGCUGUUCGACAACGCUGACCUCUUCGUCACCUCCAAUGCCAUUGAUUUCAAUGAAACUAUUCAAUGGUCCAGUUUCAAUGAAACUACAGACGAGUGCCCAUUCAGUGUGACCAAAGUUUCCCUGAGGGUCAUGACUCCUGUUAUUCUCACUGUGUUUGUGCUGGCGCUCUACCUCCAUGCCCAGCAGGUGGAGUCCACAUCACGCCUCGACUUCCUCUGGAAACUACAGGCCACAGAGGAGAAGGAGGAGAUGGAGGAGCUGCAGGCGUACAACCGCCGCCUCCUCCACAACAUCCUGCCCAAGGACGUGGCCGCUCACUUCCUGGCGCGCGAGCGCAGGAACGACGAGCUCUACUACCAGUCCUGUGAGUGUGUCGCCGUCAUGUUCGCCUCCAUCUCCAACUUCUCUGAGUUCUAUGUGGAGCUGGAGGCCAACAACGAGGGAGUGGAGUGUCUCAGGCUGCUCAACGAGAUCAUCGCAGACUUUGACGAGAUCAUCAGUGAGGAGAAGUUCCGUCAGCUGGAGAAGAUCAAGACCAUCGGCAGCACCUACAUGGCUGCCUCGGGUCUCAAUGACUCCACCUACGACCGUAAGGGUCGCUCCCACAUCACGGCUCUGGCCGACUACGCCAUGAGACUGAGGGAGCAGAUGAAGUACAUCAACGAGCAUUCCUUCAACAACUUCCAGAUGAAGAUAGGUCUGAACAUUGGGCCAGUGGUGGCAGGGGUGAUUGGAGCACGGAAGCCACAGUACGAUAUCUGGGGGAACACGGUCAACGUGGCCAGUCGCAUGGACAGCACAGGAGUCCCCGACCGCAUUCAGGUGACCACGGACCUCCACCAGGUGCUUUCAGAUAUAGGAUACGUUCUGGAGUGUCGUGGGGUCGUUAAGGUCAAGGGUAAAGGGGAAAUGACAACCUACUUCCUGAAUGAUGGACCGCCCAAUAGUUAGCAGCCGAGGCAGCGCUAGCCGGGACCAUUCCCACUGCAAGGACACGGCAGCACUACUGAGGGAGGACUCACAACGUGAGCUAGCGGCUAACAACUAGCGACGCCAUCACUUGAAACCCGAGAAAAGAGAAAAGACUAUGAGACUCCAGGACUUGAGAAGGAAAGUGUUCUUGUGUGGCAGCCAUGUUUUGGAAGGACAAGUGUUUUUCUCAUUUCUAGCCUCUCUCUCAGGCUACUUGAAAGUUGCAAAGUCUGUUUAUUUAAAACAACGCCUUUAGCCUGUGUCAAAAUAAGACAAAUGCUGUACAUAAGGCUCCUUUUUUUUUCAAUCAUUUUUUAUUUCAGGAUAAUUAUGAAACAGGUACUCAUGUUUUAUUUCUGGGUUACUUAUUUAUUUUCAUCUUGAUGUUUUGUGCAAAAAGUCCUUUAUGAAAAAGUGUGAAUACAUACGUGCACAAAUAUCAAGUUUAUUACAAGUGUGUAUGUACAUGCAUAUUUGUGUGUGUAUGAAUGUGUAUAAAUUGAGAAGGAAAAUAUUGACCAAAGUAUUUACAAAAAACAAGGCAAGACAUGUUACGUUCUCGCAGAAGUCUGCAAUGAUCACCAACUCAAUCUGUUGCACGGCAGUACCCUCAGUCUUUGUACUUCAGUGCUGUCAAAGGCUAUUUCUCAGUAUGGGCAAAAUGUGUAACAACUUUCAUUUUGAGGUCAAGUACAGUUUAUCAUCGAUGACAUCUGUAGGAUUACUCUGCUCCCAUCUCUAAAACAUGUAAUUCAAUAGUAAA
Molecule: messenger RNA, 5036 nt
Organism: Coregonus clupeaformis (lake whitefish)
Lineage: Eukaryota; Metazoa; Chordata; Actinopteri; Salmoniformes; Salmonidae
Product: adenylate cyclase type 6-like
Exons: 23
Coding region: 659-4252 (1197 amino acids)
Biological process (GO): intracellular signal transduction; adenylate cyclase-inhibiting G protein-coupled receptor signaling pathway; cAMP biosynthetic process
Cellular component (GO): plasma membrane
Molecular function (GO): adenylate cyclase activity
Source: RefSeq, a predicted model, not a curated record